AUGGAGGAUCUGGCCGACGAGCUCCCAGAAUCUUCCCCACGCUUCAUUCUUUUGAGUUAUCCCUUGACCUUGGGUUCCGGUCGCCUGACGGUCCCUUACGUCCUACUCUACUACCUUCCCGAAAAUUGCAAUCCAUCCAUGCGAAUGACAUAUGCCGGUGCUGUGGAGCUGAUGCGCAAUACGGCAGAAGUCAACCGCGUGAUCGAAGUUCAGGAUGAGGACGAUAUACUCUCCAUCGAAUCGAAGCUUCAGGGGUCGGAUUAA
This is a messenger RNA of Aspergillus viridinutans, 264 nucleotides long. Its product is annotated as GMF family protein. The record is from RefSeq and is a predicted model, not a curated record. Gene Ontology annotation, molecular function: actin binding; Arp2/3 complex binding. Lineage: Eukaryota; Fungi; Ascomycota; Eurotiomycetes; Eurotiales; Aspergillaceae. The transcript is spliced from 2 exons. Gene Ontology annotation, cellular component: actin cortical patch. Gene Ontology annotation, biological process: negative regulation of Arp2/3 complex-mediated actin nucleation; actin filament debranching. Bases 1 to 264 code for a protein of 87 amino acids.